This is a messenger RNA of Psylliodes chrysocephalus, 1209 nucleotides long. The record is from the annotation of a GenBank genome assembly. Lineage: Eukaryota; Metazoa; Arthropoda; Insecta; Coleoptera; Chrysomelidae.
AUGAUAAAUGCUGUGCUUCCCGAAAAUUCCAAUUCUGACCAUUUAGGCAAUCAAGUUCCAACCACAGCGGAUGAUAGCAACAUUGGGAUGGCUGGCACAUCUCGUCCAGAUGUAAAACAAGUCACUGAUCACUUUGACGACCAAGUUCCAACCACGUCGAAUGAUAUCAAUAUUGCGAUGGCUGGCAUAUCUCGUUCAGAUGUAGAACAAGCCCAUACCAGUGUAAAAUUAACGAGUGAAUUAAAAAAAGUUGUUUUUGAAUGGGCCCUAGAAAAUAAAAUAUUAUUGGCUGUUACUGAUAAUGCAGCUAAUAUCACAAAAGCAAUCAAAGAUAAUUUAAAGCGGAAACAUUUAGGGUGCUAUGCCCAUACUAUAAAUUUAAUAGCUAAGGAUGCUAUUACUGUUGUUGAGGAUCUAAUAGCAAAAAUUAGGAAGUUAGUGGCACAUUUCAAACGUAGUACAUCAGCUUCAGCAAAAUUAUUGGAUGUACAAAGACAAUCCGGUAAAACUCCAAAAAAACUUUUACAAGAUGUUUCAACGAGGUGGAACUCUACAUAUUAUAUGGUAGAAAAGAUUCUUGAUUUAGAAGAAGCAGUAAGAACAACUAUGGCCCUUCUAGAUAAAGCUAAUUUACCCAUAAUAUUUGUUGAAGAAUGGCAUAUUUUAAAAGACAUUAAAAUAGGUUUGGAACCGUUAGAAACAAUUACAAAAAACAUUAUGCUAGAGUUAAAAAAACAAGAUUUAUGUGCUUUACCUCCUACUAUGGUAAGUAAAAUGCUAAACAGUAUCAAAGAACGCCUUAGAGAUCUAGAGAAUAGUAAAACAUUAGCUGUGUCGACAUUUCCAGAUCGUAGGUUUAAACAUGUUGGAUUUUCUAAUGAAUCUGUGGCACAGCGAACCAAACAAAUGUUUCUAAAUUUGGUAGCUAAUAAAAUUAAGAAUGAAACAACAAUAAACAAUCAAGAUGAUGAAAUUGAUGGUGCUGUUCCUUCUACCAGCACUCAAAUAGACUUAAAAAAAAUGUCAAUUUGGAGCCACUUUGAAAAAAAAGCAGCUUCAUUUCAACCUAGUGGUACGUCUUCUUCUCGAGGUAUUGUGGAGGUACAAAGAUAUUUAGAGGAUGAACUACUAGCAAGAGACAGCGAUCCACUUAAAUGGUGGCAGAAGUAUGCCUAUAAUUAUCCACAUUUAUCAAAAGUGAAAAAUUAG